Parastagonospora nodorum SN15 is the source of this 1911-nucleotide messenger RNA. RefSeq lists its product as hypothetical. The transcript is spliced from 3 exons. The record is from RefSeq and is a predicted model, not a curated record. Lineage: Eukaryota; Fungi; Ascomycota; Dothideomycetes; Pleosporales; Phaeosphaeriaceae. The coding region runs from base 1 to 1911 and encodes 636 amino acids.
AUGGACGACGACAUGCCUCCUCUGAUGUGUAAGCUGGAGUCACCACCUAUCAAGGUCGAAUACGAUUGCGAAUCACUGCAUGAGGCCCCGCCUGCUUCCAUCCCAAUCAAGCUGGAGGAGGGCGAGAUCUAUGAAGGCGACUCCAAUGUAAGACCACGACUAGUCGCCUAUUCUUCGUCUCCUCCACUGAUCGAAGACUGUCCCGCCUUGCAUGGUUUCGAUGAGGACGCCACGCAGCUGAGUGAUGAAUCAAAACUACACGAACAACUCGAGCUGUCAACGUAUGAGUACGACGCACUUGACGAGCGUUAUCGCGGGCUCUUGAAUCAACACCGCAAGCUUAAGCAGCUGGCCACGGCCUACAGAGACAUCAUUCAUGGCUCGGCAAGUCACGAAGAGCCGGAUAUAGGCCUCGACCAGCUUCACGCUGAGGCUGGCUAUGAGGGUCUCCGAGCGAAGGCUCUUGAGGUCGAUGUUCUCAGACCUGUCAUACAAGACGCAGGUGGACCAGAAGUUGCAUCCUUCCUGGUGCAAUCUGUUCAAGCCCUCAUCGAACAAGUGGGAAGUCUCGAGGACAUUUGGCAACUUGUAGAGAGUACCGCUACAAUCCGCCGCCGCCUGCAUGAGUUGGGCGGCUUACAAGGCCUCGACCAGCUUGUCACUGACAGCAAAAAUUUGCUCUCGGAACAGCAAGCGCUUGCUAAGCUAGAGCGCAUCAUCGAUGGCCCCAAUGGACUGAGGGCUAAGGCUGCAAAGUACGACAGACUGCAACAGGCCUUCACUUCGGUCGAGGCAGGCCGUGAUGGAAAAUUUCCUCCCACAAACGUCUCAGGUGCAAUCUCAACUUGGAAGAAGAAAACGCGCUGUGCGUCCAAGAAGAACUCAGCAGCUGAUUCAGCCCCAACCAAAGCUUUGCCCUUGAAUAUAAUCCAGAAGCAAUACUCGACACUUCCCAGCUUGACAGGCAGUACUAUCCUAUCAAAUGAGUUGGGUGUUAUUAACGCCGCGCGAGCUCGGCUGCUUACAUCAGAGCCUGAUCACGGUGACCCUGAUCGUGACUUAUACGAACCCAAAGAGAAGCCUCCGGUCCGCAGUCUAUCCACCAAAGCUGACAACGCAAACAACAUGCCGUUGGGUCGUUCUCGUACCGACAGAUCAUCCGAAGACUACGAUCCGGAUGCAUCAAGGAAGCGGAAGCAUGAAUUGAAUGCCCAAGUCAUCUAUACGAAGCGUCCACGAGUUGACAUUGGACGUGCUUCGGCCCUGGUAGAGUCUACGCUGGCUGCUAGCAGUGCUGAUCCUACCAAUGCUUUUCGCCCGUACACACCGCCGGAUCUUGGCCGCUCACCAGUCAGCUACAGUAACAAGCGUAAUGAAGCGAUGAGUUCAACGGAAGACAAUGAUCCAGAGCAUAGGCAGCGCGUGAGGUUCAUUCGAGACCAAGUAUCCGAGCUCAUCGAGAGCCGGGGCGAGAGCAAGGAGGCAGUCGACACUACACCGGCCAGGGUCGAUCGAUCUAGUGUCGACAGUCUGCUUGGGUCGACUGAUUACGUUCGGCGGCCAACGGUGAAGAUCGAGGCUCCGAGCGACAGUCUAUGGGCCACUCGCUCAAAUAUAGCUCCAGCCACUGGACCUAGCAGGGAGCUCAAAACGCAAGUAUUCAUCGAAAACUGCCCAAUCGCACUCUGGGUUGGUGCCAGUCAUCCAGGCAGCUACAACUCUGCAGACUUGCUCAAGGAUGAUAAAAUCCCAUAUGCGCUGGCAAUGUUCUUAUUCACGGAGAUGAAGAAGUAUCUCAACGACACCAACGCAAAGAUUUGGGCCACCAUGAAACCAAACAACAACACUUGCAUCCUGCGGACUUUCACAAGAGAGCAGGGCCUGCAGAAUGUGCUCGUCCGCGUGGGUUAG